Caenorhabditis bovis is the source of this 978-nucleotide messenger RNA. NCBI's taxonomy places the organism in Eukaryota, Metazoa, Nematoda, Chromadorea, Rhabditida, Rhabditidae. The record is from the annotation of a GenBank genome assembly.
AUGGGAGAUUUCAAAGUAGAUCACACGCAGACACUAUUUAUGUGUAGCUUAUAUGUGACAAUAGGCGUCGUUUCGACACUCUGCAGUUUGACAACUAUAACAUUGUACCUAUCGAAUCGAGAAUUGCGCCGAAAGUAUAUUCUAUACAUGGUCUUGGAUAUAUCUGAACUCAUCGAUGCUAUUAGCUACAUUUUGCUUGGAACUGGACGAGGUCACGCUUUACUGACAGGGAUCAUGUCGACGCCUAUUACGGUGCACGAUUGUUUCUAUACAAAGUAUUGGCCGCACUCAUUGAUACUCGGUACUCAACUACCAGCAUUCACAACACUUUUCUUGUCGUUUGAGCGAAUUCUGGCUGUUAUCAAGCCGGCAACUUAUAAGCGUGUUUUUACUCAGGAGAUGAAGUACAUGUUGUCCGCUCUAGUUCCCAUAUUUGGAGUCGUCACUAUUAUUUUUGCGGGCUUAUCCAUAAUAGGAGUGGAAGGAAGUAGAAUAGUAGGAACUCACCAUUGCGCAAUUAUCACAAGUACUGGUAAAUGGUAUGCCACAUUCCAUUUCUUCUUCAUAGUUCUCGCCUACGUUGUCUCAUUCUGCUCAACGUUGAUUGUUUGGGUGACCAGGCAGGUAUGGAGGAAGUUGGCCCAAUCAAAGUAUGGAGCUCCCGAGGAUCGCUUGACAAUGAUUCUUGCCAUGUCUGUAUCAUCAAUCUUUCUUCUAGCUUCUCCGGCGGUAGUGAUGCUAACCAUUCUUUGGGAUAUCACUGAUUGGGGAGAUAUUGAAGUGGCAAUUACCUAUGCAAUGCCAGGCUUCUUAGCUGUUGCUAACACAAUAAUUGCAUUCAAAUUUCGGAAAGAUCUUCGACAUCAGUUUUUGUAUCUCAUUGGACGAAGAAGAAUUGCGCAUCACGAGCAUUCCAUGUUCAGCAAAUCCACAGCAUCGCAUCUUCGGAAACUUCACAAACAUGAAACAAAAUACUAG